CACAAUGGAAUACGGUGAUGGGAGUAUCCGGUUGUAUCUGUGUUUCGUGAUACCAACUAAAAUUUCGAUGAACUUGCGCAAGCAACAUUCCGUUUCCGGAAAAAUGUCUAAUCGCAGUUUUGCUCGGCUUAGGUUUUACGAGACGGGAUGGAAAAAUAGCAGUUACUUUUCAAUUGUUGCACGUUUUCCAGCCUUGAAGGAAUACGUCGCAGAAGUAAGACAAAGCUUUUCCAAAAUGUCAGAAGUCACGUCGCAGUCGCCAUCUAAGGAAAGACAGGAAGAUAAGACGGAUCCGGGCGCUAGUAGACACGGGAACUUCAUGAAUUAUUACCAAUUCCAUCCUGCGGAAGAGCGCGUGCGACAACUUCCGUGUGGCGUGUGGCUGUCGGCCCAUCCGGACCGGAAAUACGUAGGCCUAGACGUCGGCUGUAACGCCGGGGAUUUAACGUUCGUGUUGCACGACUUCCUCGAGAACGCUUUAUCGUCCGAUCGACCAGAGAUCUCUCUGCUCGGCGUGGAUCUCGAUCCGAUCUUAAUCGAGCGAGCACGGGAACGCAACCCACGACCGGAUCGCAUUAUUUUCGAGUGCCUGGAUUUUCUGGACGAGGAUCGGACACUGCACGAAUACCUCCGACGUUUCGAGAAGUCACGCUUCGACGUUGUGUUCUGCUUCUCCGUUACGAUGUGGAUUCACCUGAAUCACGGUGACGAAGGGCUGAUCAAUUUCCUGCGAAAAGCGUGUUCGAUCGCUGAAAUGAUAGUGAUAGAGCCUCAGUUAUGGAAGUGUUACAGAAACGCGGCGAGAAGACUGAGACGAUCGAAAGCGGAAGAUUUUCCUUUACUGAAAACGCUGAAACUUACCGGUGAUCCUGCGGCGCACAUCGAAAAUAUUUUGUCAGAGUUCUGCAAUUUUCGUAGAGUCACGGUUACAACUGACAACGAGUGGAAACGGAGGCUAUUAAUUUAUGCGAGGACGUGAACAACGAUCGAUGAGUUUCCUCGUGUUAAUCGACGUCAAAUGAAUAAACGAGAGACGACUUUUUAUGCGACUGCUGCUACUGAGAAUGCUAAUGGGAAGUGUUCGAUUGGGCUGACAGACAUCGAUACAGGAUACAUGUAGCUUUCCUGUUAAAGGAUAUUUUUGCAAUACACUACAUGAACAGCUUUUUCUACUUGUUAAAAUAAAUCGUCAAUGAAUAUUAUGUAAAUGUAUUUACUUACCAUCACAAGCUAAAGGACUUUAAAAUAAUUUAACCUGUAUAUAAUAAGCAUACUUUGUAAUGCAACGUGAUUUGUAGAAAAUAAAUAUUUAUACAGAAAACAUUUC
This is a messenger RNA of Megachile rotundata (alfalfa leafcutting bee), 1327 nucleotides long. RefSeq names its product putative RNA methyltransferase CG11342. Gene Ontology annotation, cellular component: cytoplasm. The record is from RefSeq and is a predicted model, not a curated record. NCBI's taxonomy places the organism in Eukaryota, Metazoa, Arthropoda, Insecta, Hymenoptera, Megachilidae. Gene Ontology annotation, biological process: negative regulation of pre-miRNA processing. Gene Ontology annotation, molecular function: RNA methyltransferase activity; O-methyltransferase activity.